AUGUUGCUGCACUCGAGUACAACUGAUGUGGAAAAGCAGGCAGGGAGGCAGAUCUUGCAGGUGCACGAGUCGAAUAGAUCACAGGGACUCCUCUCUAAGAGAAGUGCCGGUGCCACGGUCGAUUGGGACAGACCUGACGACCCGGAGAAUCCCUUGAACUGGCCCACGAGCAAGACACCCCUGGCGUCGUCCAUGUUCACCCCAGGACUCAGAGGCGUCAUGUCCGACUUCCAUACCACGAAUGCCACGCUGGGCUCCGUCGUGACCGUGUUUGUUUUGGGCUACAUGGUCGGCCCCUUUGUGAUCGCGCCGUUGUCCGAGAUCUACGGUCGCGUCCCCGUUUACCACGUCUGCAAUGUUUUGUUCUAUGUCUUCACCGUUGUAUGCGCGGUGGCGCAGACCCUGCCGCAGCUGAUCGUCUUUCGCUUGUUAGCCGGUGUUGGUGGCGCCUGCCCGCUCACGAUCGGAUCGGGCACUGUGGCAGAUAUGGUGCCUCUAGAAACGCGCGCAGGCAUCAUGGCGGCAUGGGCUCUAGGCCCUAUCCUGGGGCCAGUCGUUGGCUCAGUCGCAGGCGGAUUCCUUUCCGAGGCCGAGGGUUGGCGAUGGGUAUUCUGGGUGAUUGCCAUUGCUACCGGGGUCAUCACAAUCGGAUGUAUCUUAUGCUACCACGAGUCGUAUGCCCUUGUGUUGUUGGAACGCAAGGCAGCGCGGCUGCGCAAGGAGACAGGCAGCCCGAAUCUGCAGUCCAAGUAUUAUACCAGCCCAUUCACGACGCACUCCUACCUAAACAUAUUAGCCCGGCCGAUGAAGCUCCUGGCGUUCUUGUCCAUCGUUCUAAUACUGUCGUUGUUCGCCGCCAUCACAUAUGGCUAUCUGUAUCUGAUGUUCACGACCAUCCCACUAAUCUUCAAGCACCUACGGGUGGUCCACCGGGGUGGUCGGUCUCUCUAUCUGGGCUUUGGACUUGGGAGCGUCACCGGCCUGGCCUCGUACGGGGUAGUGUCCUACCGGCUUGCCGUCAAGCACGCGGCACGCGGCACGUUCACGCCUGAAUGUCGUCUGCCGCCCAUGGCAGUUGGCUGCUGGUUCGUCCCGAUCGGCCUGACACACUGGAUCGUGCCCAUCAUCGGCACGGGGGUGUUUGCACUGGGGCUGAUGAUGGUCUUCAUCGCGACCAACGCGUAUCUGGUGGAAGGGUACCUAAAAGAAGCGGCAUCAGUAACGGCCGCCAGCACGGUGCUGCGGUCGCUGGUGGGAGCGGUGCUGCCACUAGGCGGACCAGCGUUGUAUGAUAGGCUCGGGGUAGGCUGGGGUAAUUCGCUGCUGGCAUUUAUGGCGCUGACACCGUGCGUGUGCCCGGGCCUGUUCUGGCGGUAUGGCGAACGGAUCCGGACGCAUCCUCGGUUCCAGCUUCGGCUCUGA
Molecule: messenger RNA, 1422 nt
Organism: Aspergillus ibericus CBS 121593
Lineage: Eukaryota; Fungi; Ascomycota; Eurotiomycetes; Eurotiales; Aspergillaceae
Product: MFS transporter
Exons: 4
Coding region: 1-1422 (473 amino acids)
Biological process (GO): transmembrane transport
Molecular function (GO): transmembrane transporter activity
Source: RefSeq, a predicted model, not a curated record